Molecule: messenger RNA, 1069 nt
Organism: Folsomia candida
Lineage: Eukaryota; Metazoa; Arthropoda; Collembola; Entomobryomorpha; Isotomidae
Product: probable endochitinase
Exons: 2
Coding region: 88-993 (301 amino acids)
Cellular component (GO): extracellular region
Molecular function (GO): chitin binding
Source: RefSeq, a predicted model, not a curated record
AAUCUCAUUGACGAGUGAUAAGUUGACUGGAGAAGAUUCAUACUCAAAUUAUUACUUGGUCAACAGAAUAGCGAAUAAACAGUCGCCAUGAUUUCGAAAUCGUUACUUGCCGUGGUACUAUUAGUCAGUCCUUUGUUAUGCGAUGCAGGAAAUUUGAGAAGACAGGUCCGCCAACUGGGCCAGGAACCGAUUGGACCCCUGCCCGACUGGGACGGUCCUUGUGAAGGCGCCUUCCCUGACCCCGAUGAUUGUCGCCAAUUCAUCGAAUGUUGGGCAGGCGAAGCCACCCUGUGGACCUGCACGGAGAGAAUGCUUUUCGAUUUAGAAUACUACGGAUGCAACUAUGCUCAGUACACCCACUGUUACGAGAGGCCAAGACCUACGGAUGUGCCCUCCACGCAAAAUCCUCCCGCCACCACGGUCCCCACGACGACGUCCAACGUCACCACGAGUACAACACCUGCACCACCAAUUGACUACACGUGUCCCGAGGGCGAUGGCGUCUUUGCACAUGAAGAACGUUGCGAAUACUACUGGAACUGCUAUGCGGGCGACGUUCAACUGAUUCACUGUCAAGGAGACUACCUUUUCGAUAGAAGAUACAAUGGCUGCAAUUUCCCCGAGAUGACAGACUGUGACCACAGGGAAAGGCCCGAUGGGAGUGGGUCCAACCCGACGACACGCCCCACACAGACGACCACGGUGAGAACGACGACUGAAUAUACCGGACCAACCACGCCGGAAGUGGAACCGACCUUUCAUACUGGACCGAGUGUGUCGACAACGACGACGACGACCCGAAGACCAGGAGGUUUCGAGUGCCCGGUUGAUGCGCCGGACGGUAAUCAUGCAGAUCCAGAUGAUUGCACGGCCUUUUUCACGUGCGUGGGAGGCAUCGCGUACCGGAAUCAGUGCCCAAUUCCGUUGUACUAUAGUAUUCCGGGGGAUAUGUGCGAUUAUAGGAAUAAUGUGGAUUGUGGGACGAGGCCAUAAGCGAUUAAGUAAAAAUGUUGACUGAUUUAUUUGUAUUUAAUGUAUAUAAUAAAUAAAAAUAGAAAAUCGAUCUCUA